Messenger RNA from Anopheles darlingi, 3481 nucleotides. RefSeq names its product DNA replication ATP-dependent helicase/nuclease DNA2 (gene Dna2). Gene Ontology annotation, biological process: replication fork reversal. Gene Ontology annotation, molecular function: 5'-flap endonuclease activity; helicase activity. Gene Ontology annotation, cellular component: cytoplasm. The record is from RefSeq and is a predicted model, not a curated record. The coding region runs from base 23 to 3481 and encodes 1152 amino acids. Lineage: Eukaryota; Metazoa; Arthropoda; Insecta; Diptera; Culicidae. The transcript has 9 exons.
UGGAGCGCGAAUCUGUAAAAGCAUGGCGGAGAAACAACAGAAAAAGCGGCCCCUAUCACCAUCCGUAGAAAAUGAGAUUAAUAAAUAUCAAUGUGCAGUUAAGUUGCCGAAAACCGGACACGAAACGCUUGUUGACCAAACACCGAAAAUGGAUGAAAACAUCGCAGCCGAUCUGUGCUUCUCAGAUUUUGAGGAUGAUUGGGCCGAUAUCGCGGACGAUUGCCAACAGGAACAACAACAAUACACCUUGGAUCUCACGAAAUGGAAACGAUGCCAGGUGUUGGCUGUAGAGCGAGGCGACAAACAAAAUUUGACCGUCACGUUAGAAGACAAGAAAAGUAAAGAAAGAGCGAAAUGUUGUUUGCUACCUCCGUGGAACACUAUCGAACAUAUCGUUCCGGGACUUAUAGUUUCGGUGCUGGCUGUGAAGAGUCAGAAUCAAUUCGUCGUCGACGCCAACGAUGGUAUGUUUAUUACGAAUCCCGAUUUGCUCGUAUCGGGAACCACGGUCGUGGGUUCGCUAUUCUGCUCCAGGCGUGGCGUUUUGCAGCAAAAUUUUCGACUGGUAGACACGGAGAAUCGAGAGAUGCACAUCGGUACACUGGUUCACUCUGUUUUUCAACAAUGUCUCACGGACAAUAACUGUUGCUCACUGGAAGAUAUCAGACGCAUCGCCGAUAGCUGGAUCAAAUCGCCAAACAUGGUAUCGACUUUGUAUGCAUACGGCAUUAGCUCUGAUGAUGCAUUGACCGCGAUGAGUCCCUACUUCGAAGAGAUUGAUAAAUUCCUUCGCAAAUACCUCAUCAAUAAGGACAAAAGACGAGAAAUAGCCGUGGAGCCCGAGUUUAAAAUACAGUCCAUCCAGGAUAUUGAAGAGAACAUCUGGUGCCAUCAGCUUGGGAUCAAGGGUAAGAUCGAUGUUACCGUAUCGGUGGUGCGUAGCGAUGGGAAGGGCGAUCCGGUGCCAGAGAUAAUGCCUCUUGAGUUAAAAACCGGCCGCGCAAGCUAUUCAUUCGAGCACGUUGGACAAUUGGUGCUGUACGAAAUGAUGAUGAAUCUCGUCGGUCACCGGGUAGGAGGCGGACUGCUGUUGUAUCUGCGGGAAGGUAAAUGUACCAAAAAAGCCAGUGAUCGUAAUAUGCGGCGCGAUUUGAUUUUGCUACGCAACGAAGUUGCUCAUUAUUUCGAUCACUGGAUGAUACCGAACGAACGCGCUAGUAGAAGAAAGGACGAAGACAAAGCUCCUCUGGUUUUACCUUCAUUACCGGAACCAAUUAAUCAUGAGCGAGCUUGUCGUAAAUGCCCUUACAACACUAUUUGUAUCGUAAUGGCAAAACGAGAUCAAUUGGCGAAGGAAUUGCCAGCAAACCACGGACUGUCUGCUAUUGCAUCUGAAGCUUCCGGGCAUCUUAGCAACUUGCAUAUUGAUUAUUUCAUUCGAUGGACUGGCAUCAUCUACUUGGAGCAAAAAGCCAUGGCGAAAGAUUACUGUGCACGUGCCCUGUGGACCAAGGACCCACAGCGUCGUGCCGAAAAAGGAUGGUGUAUCGUCGCUCUUCAACUGAUUAGCCCUGUACGCAUGGUCGACGAUCGUUACUAUCACACAUUCACUAUGAGUGAGGACCCGGAAUCUUUGCACAAACGACCUGCUAAGGACGGGCUUCAAACAGGCGAUUACGUGAUUUGUAGUACAAACCAUCGGAUCGCAGUUGCUGCUGGCUAUAUCAUUAGCCGUGUAGGCCACGAGCUCGUCCUGUCCCUCGAGCGCAAUCUGAGUGUGCACUACGCUGGAGACACAUUUCACAUAGACCGUAGUGAAGGAUACAAAUCGACGGGAUUUAAUUUGUCCAAUCUUGCCAUGCUGCUAGCCAACACAGAUGAAGCAGAACGUUGUCGUAGAAUCAUUAUCGAGCGAGUGAAACCAACGUUUGCCGAAGGUAUACUUCCGAAAUCCUUAAUACCACGAGCGAAGGAAUUGUUGCAAAAUUUGAACCGUCACCAGAAGAUAGCUGUACUGAAGGCGGCGGCCACCGAAAGCUACUGUCUCCUGAAAGGAUUGCCAGGAACCGGGAAAACACAGACCAUCGUUGGCAUCAUCCGUAUUUUGUUUGCUCUCGGCAAAACCAUACUGCUUACGAGUAACACUCAUUCGGCGGUUGACAACGUCCUUAAACGGUUAGCAUCGCUCGAAGAGCUGAAGUUCAUUCGACUUGGCACUCUGGAACGCAUAGAUCCUGCGAUACGCUUUUCCUCGGCUGUUGUUAUGGCUGAGCAGUGCGAUACUCCGGAGAAACUGGCUAAACUUUAUGACGAAUUUAAAAUAGUUGCCGUUACGUGUCAGGGUGCAGCACAUCCGUUAAUAGCGCAACGGAAAUUCGACUACUGUAUCGUGGACGAAGCGACGCAGGUGUUCCAGAGCAGCAUUAUUCGGCCACUGUUACAGUGCAAGCGGUUUUUAUUGGUCGGUGAUCCAGAGCAACUUCCACCAGUGGUUAAAUCGAACGAAGCAAGAGCUGUCGGUGGUGAUGAAAGUUUGUUUCAUCGAUUGGACCAAGAAGGAGCAUACUGCAUAUUGCCGACCCAAUACCGUAUGAACCGAGUGCUGACGAAGCUGGCCAACGAUUUCACGUACGAUGGGAAGCUGGUGUGUGGUAAUGAUGUGGUGGCAAAUAAUACACUAAAGCUGCCACAGUUAUCGACAUUGCGCCAGAUGUAUGAAGUGGAGCGGUGGCUCUUGAAAACGAUAUCCAAUCAAAUUGAUCUAUCGGCAGUAGUGUUAGACACCGGUUACACUGGUCAGUUAAACGAUUCCUUCCAACUGUCCGAUGAUCAGCACUUUAACCUGGGACAUGAACGAAAUUCGAAGGGAUUUUUAAACUGCAUAAACUUGGCCGAGGUGGCGCUCACGAUCUACAUAUGUGGUGCACUGCUACGUGCCGGAGUGGACAGCAAAUCGAUUGGCAUUAUGGCACCGUUUCGGGCUCAGGUGGACCUUAUAAGGCAUCACAUGCAAGGAUUGUUACAGAAACAUAAAAGCACACGUUUGCCUCUUUCCGGUUCAGUUCAAUCGCCCAUCAAGCCAGAUAAAUCAAUGGAAGCGCAUUCGUUAGAUGAAUGUGACAUUGAAAUCAACACGGUCGACCAGUUCCAGGGAAAAGACAAAAAGCUUAUACUAUAUUCCUGUACAAAGACCGCCACGAUGGCGAGCGAUUCGGUGAAGCAAGAAGCUGAAGAUAUUGUUCAACCGUCCGCUAUGAACAGCAAUGAAAUUUUGUUCGAUAAGCGUCGUUUGACUGUAGCGAUCACCCGUGCACAGGUGAAGUUGAUCGUGUUAGGCGAUCGCCAGUGUCUGGAUGGGUACACUCCUUUUAGCAAGCUGUUCAAAGUUAUCCCUAAAAUAGGCCACGUGAAGCUCAUGGAUAAGAAAGACGGCUUCGAAUGGCACAAUCUGUUCGACUCUCUUCAUUCCCUUACCGACUGA